Copidosoma floridanum is the source of this 1176-nucleotide messenger RNA. Its product is annotated as mRNA cap guanine-N(7) methyltransferase-like. The record is from RefSeq and is a predicted model, not a curated record. Gene Ontology annotation, biological process: 7-methylguanosine mRNA capping. Gene Ontology annotation, cellular component: nucleus. NCBI's taxonomy places the organism in Eukaryota, Metazoa, Arthropoda, Insecta, Hymenoptera, Encyrtidae. Gene Ontology annotation, molecular function: mRNA 5'-cap (guanine-N7-)-methyltransferase activity.
AUGUCUGACAUUUCUGACGUAUGCAAGUUUUCAGUUCAACGGCUUUACCUGACAAGUGAUAAAAAUACAGGAAUUGCCUACGCUAGUCGCAAACGACCAAAUCUGAUCAUGGCUGUCACUCGAUCACAAUCGAGAUCACUGUCAAAAAGCAGGCAAACGAGAGCGACAAAAAAAAAACUUACAAGAGUAGUGGCUGAACACUACAAUGCAAGAAAAGGUGCCAGUAAUGUAGACAGAAAAUUGAGUCAUGUUAUGAACUUGAGAAAUUUUAAUAAUUGGAUUAAGAGCAUGUUGAUAAGGAAGUAUGUUGACAAAAUUAAACGAAAAAAGGACAGAAGGGCUGCUAAAAAAGCACAUAGCAUAGUGCCAGUUCAAAAUAAUGGGCAGUGUCAGCACAAAAUCAAAGUCUUGGACUUGUGUUGCGGAAAGGGAGGAGAUUUGCUCAAGUGGGAAAAGUCGAAUGUCACUCAUUUGGCGUGUGUUGAUAUUGCCGAAGAGUCGGUGAAGGAGUGCAAUGAUCGCUAUGUGCAAAUGUCUAAAAAACGUGAACAAUAUUUUACAGCUGAAUUUAUAGUGCAUGACUGUACAAAGGCUGGUCUUGCCAAAAAAUUAAUACACAAAAAAAAGCAAUUUGACAUAGUUAGCUGCCAGUUUGCUCUGCAUUAUAGCUUUGAAUCUCGGAGGCAAGUCAAGAACUUGCUCAAAAAUGCUAGCAGGAAUUUGAGGUCUGGUGGCUACUUCAUUGGUACAAUGCCCAAUGAGAGUGAAUUACUGUCUAGAUGGUAUGCUACUAAGGAAAACAAAUAUGGCAAUAAUAUUUACAAUGUCGAGUUUUACUGUGAAAAAUUGAAUCCACCUUUUUAUGGUGCCAAAUAUCAUUUCUAUUUGAAAGACGCAGUUAACUGUCCUGAAUUUCUUGUUAAUUCUGUUACUUUACAACAAUUAGCUUUGAAGUAUGGUCUGAAAUUCAUAGUUUUUAAAAGUUUCAGCGACUAUUUUGAUAAAAUGAAGGAAGUAGGCAAACAACUUAUGUAUAAAAUGCAAGUGCCAUACCCCCCGCAUCACAAUGAUUGCAAUUCAAGGAAUUCUCGCAAAGGUUGCAGGACUCUUUCACAAGCUGAGUGGGAAGUUAUAACGCUUUAUUCGGUUUUUGUGUUUCAAAAGAAUAAGGAUUAG